UUUUAAUUUGUACUCUCAGAUGGAGGGACGAAAAUGGGAGGAGUUAAACAUGGAUAUUUUGGUGAAUGUGUUUGGAAGAGUGGGAAUGGAGUCGUUGUUGUUGGAUGUUCCCUUUGUAUGUAAGUCUUGGUAUAAAGCGAGCCGCGAACCUCAGUGCUGGGAGCAUCUUAUUUUUCCUGAAUACAUCAAAUCUGACGAUAUAUGGGAAGAAGACAGCCCCGACAGGGGCUUUGCAGAGAGGUUAGUGACUACAUAUCAAGAAAACUUGUCUGUCACUGCAUUCAUGAAGUUCAUAGUUAACCGUAGCGGUGGAUGUGCCACAAUCAUCAAACUCCCCAAAGACUGCACCGAGGAGGCACUGGAGUAUAUUGCAAACGAGUGUCCCAGAUUAAAGGCUUUGGAUGUGGUUUUUAAUAAUUUUUCUAUGGAAGAUAUUAUUCCAAAACUAAGCAAGUGGAAAAGCUUGGAACUGAUGAGACUAGGGAAAUUUCAUGUAGGGCUAUUUCACAUGAAAUCUGUCCUACCACAGAUCGGUCUUCACUGCAACAACUUCAUUUGGCUAUCAGCUCCACAUGCCUCCAUUGAGAAAGAUGAAGCAUCGGCCAUUGUGGCCUCAUUGCCAAGACUCAAGUACUUGGAUCUACAUUACUCAUUUUUUGAGAAGGAAGCUCUAGUGAUGAUAUUGCAGGGCUGCAAAAAGCUUGUUCAUUUAGACGUCAGGAAGUGCUUUGGUUUUUGUGAUGAUGAUGCCGAGAUAUUGGAGCUUGCUUCACAUAUUCCUGUAUUCAUGUGUGAAGGGUCGGGCAUAAUACCUGAGAUAGGAACCAGUUAUCUGCGUGACCGCAGGCUUGACCAUGAGCUAUACUGCGAUCAAAUUAAUCACGAUGACUGUGUUUAUGAUUUAUUCGAUUAUGAUGAUUUGUUUGACGGUUUGUGAUUUCAGUUGAGGUUCAGGUGGGCUUGUUAAUAAGCUAAAGCGCUAUGAAAAACUCGCUUGCGUGCCUCUUUAUGUAAUGUAAGACAAAUUAUUAGUGACUCUGAAGAGUUAAUGCUGCUCUACCUAGACUGCAAAAUAUGCUAAUAUUGUUCGACUUUUGUGUAAUGUCUUUAUAAAUAUUGCUUUCAACUAAACAUAUAAUUAUAUUUGACUUUUGGCUUC
This is a messenger RNA of Vitis vinifera (wine grape), 1159 nucleotides long. RefSeq names its product putative F-box/LRR-repeat protein 19. Gene Ontology annotation, molecular function: protein binding. The transcript is spliced from 2 exons. Bases 20 to 937 code for a protein of 305 amino acids. Lineage: Eukaryota; Viridiplantae; Streptophyta; Magnoliopsida; Vitales; Vitaceae. The record is from RefSeq and is a predicted model, not a curated record.